AUGUGUUUGUGGGACCCCGAUUCCCAGAAGAGUGGCCGUUUCACAUUACACCGGGACGUGCUGACGGUGGCACUGUGGCGAGGGGCGAGGAGGGAGGGGGAGUUGACGCGGCAACGAGAAGUGACGUCAAUUAACGUAAUAAGGGAGACGACGCACUUGACGAAAAUGCGUAUCGACAUUGAAACUGCACGCAGCAAAUCGAUCUUCGUCGCGAACUCGCCGGUCGUCGACCCGCCCUUCGCCCGAGCAGACGAUUUGCAUAGUCGUUACAUCACGAGCUGCCGAUAUGACUCGGCCGGCCCCACUGCGCACGGGACAUGUCGGGUCGCGCCCAAACCAGUGGUUACGCCGAGGUCGACCUCCCACCAGCUCGCGGCGGUGCGGGCCAAUCUAGGGAAUGCGGCCCUCGAGGGGUCCGACCAAGUGCCCGUUCUUUCCCACAGGCCUCUCGCAACGACUGCAGAGAUCGCAAACGAUCGUUUGCCGCGCUCCGAGGCAUUU
Iphiclides podalirius (scarce swallowtail) is the source of this 501-nucleotide messenger RNA. Lineage: Eukaryota; Metazoa; Arthropoda; Insecta; Lepidoptera; Papilionidae. The record is from the annotation of a GenBank genome assembly.